GGUUGCUACUAAUUUCUUUGCCAUCAAGCAAUAAUUUUUGAAUACACUGCAAACUUUAACACCAAACCUGCAGAACGCAAGGAAGGCUAGGCUAGUCACUUUAAUUUCAGGCGUCUUACUUAUUUAAGCUUAAACCAGGGUUGAUUUCGCCACUAAAAGUCUAAAACUAUGAGGCGGUUAUAAGUAGUACAGUGAACAAAAAUUACAGAAACGCAAAUCAAAAAUUAAUUUGUUACUUAGAAACAAACACAGAAUGAAAGAAAAGAAGACUUUUACGCUUGAAGUUUAUGAGCAUUUCCUUGAAAAUCCUAAUAGUGAUUCUUCCUUCAGCAUAGAUCAGCUCAAUGAGGUAAUUUUUCUGCACGGAUUCAAGAAAAUACACAAGCGUCACAAGAGUGUAUUGUACGACGCAUUGAGCACCAUUGAUUUGAUAAAGCUACAGCGCUCCACACUCGAGGACAAUUUCCACCCGUACGAUUAUUCUCCACUCGUCUCCGUUGAUCAGGUUAAGCAAGAUUUGGAUGCUCUGAGUAUGCAGGAAUGUCCCAUUCAAUCAAUCGAGACCGUAGCUGAUCAACAUCUGCUGUGCUCUCACUCUGAAUCCAACGGCGGAGAUUGUUUAGACGGCGGCGGCGGUGGUACUGCAGGUGUCGGAUUUGUGUCGUCUUUUAAAAUCAGCCGCAAACGGCGGAGGAAGAAGAAGACAGUGAGCAGUAUUGUGGACGGUCAGGAUCAGGAUGGUGAGCUUGAACGUCGUGUGUCUGCUUACGUGGAGUCGGUUGGCGCGUACGACGGAGCUGCUGCUGGUCCAGUUGGAGGGGACGGUACCUCUCUGUUUGUAGAUACGUACAGCUGGGAAGUGUGAUUAAUUUGUGCUCAUAAUUUUUCAGAUUUGGCCUGGGUUUUGUUGACUGAAUGUUUUGUUCUUUGCUUUAGGAUUAACAGUUUUUUUGUUGUUACUUGACGUGAUUUUGCUAUGUGCCCUUCAUAUCUGUCCCACUUGUUGCUUGUUGGCACUGUGACUGCCCAUGACACGAAAGGGUGUAAAUGAGAGAGAUAGUUACUCAAGAUCAGACUCUAUUUUUGAAUCUUAUUUGAGUUGGAACUUAA
Molecule: messenger RNA, 1110 nt
Organism: Mercurialis annua (annual mercury)
Lineage: Eukaryota; Viridiplantae; Streptophyta; Magnoliopsida; Malpighiales; Euphorbiaceae
Exons: 3
Coding region: 254-865 (203 amino acids)
Source: RefSeq, a predicted model, not a curated record